This is a messenger RNA of Aspergillus terreus NIH2624, 1182 nucleotides long. Its product is annotated as Zn(II)2Cys6 transcription factor. The record is from RefSeq and is a predicted model, not a curated record. Gene Ontology annotation, biological process: DNA-templated transcription; regulation of transcription by RNA polymerase II. NCBI's taxonomy places the organism in Eukaryota, Fungi, Ascomycota, Eurotiomycetes, Eurotiales, Aspergillaceae. The transcript has 3 exons. Gene Ontology annotation, cellular component: chromatin. The coding region runs from base 1 to 1182 and encodes 393 amino acids. Gene Ontology annotation, molecular function: zinc ion binding; DNA-binding transcription factor activity, RNA polymerase II-specific; RNA polymerase II cis-regulatory region sequence-specific DNA binding.
AUGGCUCUGGAGCAGUGGGAUUCCCCGACGAUGUGGGUUUUUCCCGACUAUAUGGUCAUCUGCGGCGGCAUAACGCUACUCAAGGGCACUCGGCCAGUACCUCUAGGAAAGCCCGGCAGGAAACGCAAAGCAUGCAACACAUGUGCCCAGGCUCGCGUAGCGUGCGACGGCGAAUGUCCAUGCGAAACCUGUCUUCACAAACGGCUAGAUUGCUCAUAUACCUCUGCGCAGAAGUUGUCUGCCAGUUCUUGUAACGAGCAAACAGACACAAUGGAAGAAUCAGAGACGUCAAACCCCCAGCGGAUCCCAAUCUCCUUCCUCUUGGACUACACAAACCCCACAAUUCGAUCAGCGUACGACUUCCACCACAUGCUUGCCGAGCACAAUGCGAGAAUACCAAAAACCGCGAACCAGGAGCGUCGCGGCAGCGUGAUGGCGUCCGACCAAGUCGUCGACGCCUGGCCGUUCCUCUUCUAUGCUUUCAUCGAUUCCGCCGCCGUGGACCCGCCCAUCCAGCCAUCGAGCCUCAUGUACGGCACGGACGAAGAUGCACGACUAGCAGAGACGAUUGACCGGCUUAUCGUCCAUUUGGAACAGUCUCCAGCCCCAAAUGCAGGAAGGAAAUUCAGCCGAGCAAGGGCUCGAUUGUUUUUCUCCAAGGACAACAUUAUCCGGUUUGUCAAUGCGUUUUUUGACAUAGUCUACAACAGCAAUCCGAUUAUCUACAGAGCUUCGUUCAAUAUAAACACCACGUCUCUUAACCUGGUCCUAGCAGUCUUGCUUAUUGGCGCGACGUGCCUCUCCCCAGAAGACGCUGGCGCUGCAGAGGAGUUCUACCACGCGACUGAAUAUUGCAUCUUUGAGGGUACUGAAUUUCGGCGUAUUCUAUACGAGGAAGAGAAUCCGUUCCCUUCGGCGGACAAUAUCCAGCUGAUCCAGGCAUCGAUCUUGAUCAUGUUACAGGGUUUCAAGGGCCCACUGGAGGUCAGGAGACGGGUUCGAACACAGCGAUUUGCAGCAUUAGUGUCCAUCGUUCGAUUGCUGGGCAUGACCAAGGCUGUCAACGACACCGUCCUUGAUGAUGAAAUGUCAAAUCUGCGGGAAUAUAUCCACAAGGAGACGCUUGUGAGGUUGGUCGUCACCGUCCCACACUACAUCAAUCUACUGCAAUCCGUUGACUGA